Molecule: messenger RNA, 1979 nt
Organism: Cuscuta epithymum
Lineage: Eukaryota; Viridiplantae; Streptophyta; Magnoliopsida; Solanales; Convolvulaceae
Source: the annotation of a GenBank genome assembly
ACAACUCACAACUCAAUCAAGAUAUGACUGUGGGAUUGGUGGAGUUUAACCAAAAGCAAAAACACUUUGGAAACAAGAAGCGCUCUUGGGUUGGGACACAGCCACAAUGUGGCAAAGACUUUCGAGUUGUUCACACCUGAAAAUCUGAUGCGUGUGUGUAUGUAUAUAGCAAACCAACAAACAACCUCUGCGCUGCGCUUCAAAAUCCCAACCCUCAAUCUCUCUCCAAUGCCCAUUGGCAUUCAAAACCUCAAAGAUAGAACACAUCAUCACAAGUAGAAGAAACGGACGCCGCGCAGUGAAGUGGAGCGCUGUCCUCACUUCCGCCGGUCUCAUCGCCUCUGAUUAUCAAAGUAAUUCUAUAAUAUUAUUUAAGAACAUUAGCAUUGAAGAGCUUCUCCAGGGAUGAAUUUGCCCAGAACUAGAGUACAACCAAGGACUAAUAGAUCUGUGUCUUUAGGAGGUAUGGAUUAUGUAGAACCAAAGAAACGAAGCAACUUUUUGGGGAAAAUUUUCAUGGCUGCUGUCAUGACAGCAUUGUGUAUCCUCAUGCUCAAGCAGUCACCUACUUUCAAUCCCUCAAGCCCUUUUGCGUGUCACGAACCAGGUGUUACUCAUGUCUUAGUUACUGGAGGCGCUGGGUAUAUUGGUUCCCAUGCUGCAUUACGGCUUCUAAAGGAUUCUUAUCGUGUGACUAUUGUGGAUAACCUUUCACGGGGAAACCUAGGUGCUAUAAAGAUCUUGCAAGAACUAUUUCCAGAGCAAGGAAGGCUUCAGUUUAUAUUGGCUGAUCUCGGUGACGCAAAAAUGGUUCAGAAGAUAUUUUCCGAAAAUGCUUUUGAUGCAGUGAUGCAUUUUGCAGCUGUAGCAUAUGUUGGAGAGAGCACGCUUCAUCCUCUAAGGUAUUACCACAACAUUACAUCCAAUACCCUUGUUGUAUUAGAGGCAAUGGCAGCGCACAAAGUCCCGACUUUUAUUUAUUCAAGCACAUGUGCAACCUAUGGAGAGCCGGAAAUUAUGCCUAUAACUGAAGAAACUCCACAGCUUCCAAUCAAUCCAUAUGGGAAAGCCAAGAAGAUGGCCGAGGAUAUCAUUCUUGAUUUCCACAAGAACUCAAAUAUGGCUGUCAUGAUUUUGAGAUACUUCAAUGUGAUUGGUUCUGACCCAGAGGGAAGAUUGGGAGAAGCCCCGCGCCCAGAGCUUCGUGAACAUGGGCGGAUAUCGGGCGCUUGUUUUGAUGCUGCUCGUGGAAUCAUCCCUGGUCUAAAGGUUAGAGGAACAGAUUAUAAGACAGGUGACGGGACAUGCAUAAGGGAUUACAUUGAUGUAACUGAUCUGGUUGAUGCUCAUGUAAAAGCUCUGGAGAAAGCAACCCCUGGGAAAGUUGGGAUCUAUAACGUGGGGACUGGAAUGGGGAAAUCAGUGAAGGAGUUUGUGGAGGCUUGCAAGAAAGCAACUGGAGUGCCCAUUAAGGUCGACUACCUUCCCCGUCGUCCUGGUGAUUAUGCACAAGUGUACAGCGACCCGACCAAAAUCAGGAAGGAGUUGAACUGGACAGCCAAACAUACUGAUCUUCAAGAGAGUCUGCAGAUGGCUUGGAGAUGGCAGAAGUCUCAUCUUAACGGCUAUGGCUCAUCCUCUCAGCCAAUGUCAGCUCCCUCCUGAUGAUGCCGCCACAUUCAUCAACUGUGAUGAUGAGAGAGACAGUUACAGGACCACCUUCCCCUCCCGCCCACAUACACAUACACAAAACAGGCUUAUCCCCCCCAGUACUAUAGUGUUUAUCUAGAGGUAGAUGAUUUAUGAGGCAGGUCAUGGAGGGGUCUGACUUUUUUAUAUUUUUUAUUAUUUUUUCCUUCCACGGCUAGAUUGAUCAUAUAGCCAGUGUAUGCCGCCCAGAAGCUUAUUUAUGCACUUUAUGUAUGUAUGUAUUUAAUAAUAAGGUGAGCUCGGUCUGGUUCUUUGCCUUGCCCUCUUAU